AUUUAAUAUCAAGUUGACUCAUUUUUUUUAAAUGACAAGACAUGGAUUCACGUGAAGAUUCUCAACCUUCAAACACAACUCCAAGUUCUUCUAGUGAAUCAAUAACCCGAACUUCAUGUAUCCGUCAACGGUAUAUGGUGAUUUUUAUAAUAAUGCUUAUGACAGCAAACCUCUUCGCCAGUCGUGCGAUUACCGGCGAAACCAUUAACUUCUUUGCAGAUGUAAAACAAAAAAUCAAAAACACUACAAACACACAUCAAUGUACAGAGCUGCACCAAAUCCGUGAUGAGAAAAAAAACUUUACAAAAAUUUUCCAAAUAGAAAAAGCAACGAGCGACAACAUCCAAUCCCUAUUUUUCAUCACCUACAUUAUUUCCCAUGUUCCGGGAGGAAUUUACUCAGACACUCGCAGUCCCAAACACUUACUUUCCUUUAUGACAGCAACAUGCGCUCUUAUCAAUUUUGUAAUUCCUUCGCUGCUGAAAGCGACCAAAGGCAAUCACAAUGUAAUGCGAGUUGUGGCUUUAGUUUUGGGUGCUGUUCAGGGUGUUUUCUUUCCCGCGACAUCGAAUAUGAUAGCCCAUUGGGCUCCCUUGCGCGAGCGAGCUUUUAUGAUGUCCAUAGCAAUGGCAGGAUUAGUUUUGGGGAUUACUGUAAACAAAAUUGGCACAAAACUUAUUGUGAAAUCGUCCGGAGAGUGGACAACGCCGUUUUAUGUUUUUGGGGGCACUGGGCUUUUUUUAACCUUGAUUUGGGAGGUGUAUGUGUUCUCAGACCCACACAAAGAUCCGAGAAUUACGCCAGAGGAGAAGGAGUACUUGGAUUUGGAGAUGCGCGACACUGUUGACCACAGACGCAAGAGCAUUCCCUACGUCGCAAUCCUCACUUCCCCCCAAGUCUGGAUUAUGGUACUUGCGCAUAUAGCCAAUCGUUGGCUGUGGAGUUUCGUUGGUUUGAAUAUUCCAGAUUACUUAAAAGACAUUUUUGAGUACAGUGAUUACAAAGCUAACGAGAUUUCCUCACUUCCAUAUGUUGUAAUGAUGGUGACCUUAGUUUGCUUGGGCUUCCUCUCUGACUGGAUCACCCGAAACGAUUACAUAAAUAUCUCAACAAUGCGGAAAUGUUGCACUAGUCUUGGCAUGAUGGGACCUCCAAUUUACAUUCUAACUGGUUCAUACGCCAAAUGCAAUAUUGUUGGUGCGAUAACUAUGUUUGUAUGUGGAAUGAUUUUUAUGGCGUCUUGCUUCAUGGGUCUGUAUUUAUUACCAAUGGAUUUAGCACCCAACUAUGCCGGAGUUUUAACGACUUUUACUAACGGAUUUGGAAGCAUUUCUGCGAUUUUUCUCAAGAAGGUUUCAUCAACGGUAGUUCCUGAUAAAACUCUUCUUCAGUAUAGACAACUGUUCUGGAUAACGUUACUAAUAGCUACAGUUGCAAAUACGCUGUUUGUGAUUUUUGGUAGCAGCAAACUCCAACCAUGGAACAGACCAUUACUUAGAAGAAAAUAAAAUUUUCAACUAAAUGUUUUUUUAAACUUUAUCUUAAUAAACAAAUGAAAAAUU
This is a messenger RNA of Tribolium castaneum (red flour beetle), 1562 nucleotides long. RefSeq names its product sialin-like. The transcript has 5 exons. Bases 42 to 1508 code for a protein of 488 amino acids. The record is from RefSeq and is a predicted model, not a curated record. Gene Ontology annotation, cellular component: plasma membrane. Gene Ontology annotation, biological process: transmembrane transport; monoatomic anion transport. Lineage: Eukaryota; Metazoa; Arthropoda; Insecta; Coleoptera; Tenebrionidae. Gene Ontology annotation, molecular function: transmembrane transporter activity.